AUGCCUAGAAUUCCCGAAGACUUUAUCACUUUAAACGGCGAUCAGAAUGUGUGGUCUGUAUUGACAUUCAAUGAGCCGCUAACUGUUGACCGAAAACUUGUGGCGAGCGGUUCCUUAAGCGGACAGAAUCUCCAUAAAUUGGCGACAGAAUCCCUUCUUAGAGACAAACCUCAAGUCCUUUCGCAUCCAAUUAAAUUUGAAACUAUUGUAUUCAGAGGUGAUGUUCUGGUGGCCCAUCACGUUGACAAUGUAGACCUGAGCGCACUUGCCUUAAGAGUAUACGGUUUCACAAGUCGUACAUUUGUAUUAAAUGGGGAAGAAUUUGUCGUUCACAUGAGUCCUUAUUCUUACAACUUUUCUGCUUAUAUCUCCAAAUCUGAUCAAAUGGUCGCACCGAUCGGUUCCUCUAUUAGCUAUAUUGAAGUUUUCAGCUUAAGUCCAACAAUUGUUUUCUUAAUUUCAUAUCAAACAACAACUGGAAAACUAUUGGUUCACUCACUGGAGACUGAUUCACACAACAAGUAUAAGUUUAGUCAAGUGACCGAAUCUAAUGUGGGAACCGGCACUUCAAAAGUGGUGGCGUUUAUGCGUCAAAACCAGGUGUAUGUAGUGGUAGCCAAACAGUAUGGACUGAAUUGCAUGACUGACAACACCGGCACUUUGAUACUUAUCCUAAGAAACUACCGGACAUUGGAAUUAAUUCAAACCAUUCCUGUACUCAAUGUCGGAGAUGUCGUCCACUUUGAAAACUAUGGAUUUCUGAUAAACCUGAUUUGGAAACAAACGGGUGAAUCGGGUUUUACACAGAGCUGGACGUUGACCGCAAAGAGCGCCAGAGCUGUGACACCAAGUUAUAAGUGUCACGAAUCGAUGAUAUUUAAAGCCGAAACGCGUGGUAACGUCAAUUAA
Medioppia subpectinata is the source of this 909-nucleotide messenger RNA. Lineage: Eukaryota; Metazoa; Arthropoda; Arachnida; Sarcoptiformes; Oppiidae. The record is from the annotation of a GenBank genome assembly.